Molecule: messenger RNA, 1338 nt
Organism: Maudiozyma saulgeensis
Lineage: Eukaryota; Fungi; Ascomycota; Saccharomycetes; Saccharomycetales; Saccharomycetaceae
Source: the annotation of a GenBank genome assembly
AUGAAUUCGGCUGUUGCAGAAACUUUUACUUUUUCUCAUCUAGCUUAUCUAGUAUUUGAAUCUGUCUUACAGGUAGUAAUUAUUGCAUUAGCUGGGUUUUGGAGUGCACAUUCAGGAUUAUUACCAAAAUCAUCACAAAAAAUUAUAUCUUUAUUAAAUGUCGAUCUAUUUACACCAUGUCUGAUUUUUAGUAAAUUAGCCAAAUCUUUAUCGAUGGCAAAAAUUAUGGAAAUUGGUAUUAUUCCAAUAUUUUUUGGUUUAACAACAGGUAUUUCAUUCAUAUCAGGUAAAAUUAUGUCAAAAAUAUUACGAUUAGAUAAAGAUGAAUCAAAUUUUGUUAUUGCAAAUUCAAUUUUUGGUAAUAGUAAUUCUUUACCCGUUUCUUUAACACUAUCCUUAGCUUAUACUUUACCUGAUUUGACUUGGGAUCAAAUUCCAAAUGAUAAUAGAGAUAAUGUUGCAUCAAGAGGUAUAUUAUAUUUAUUAAUCUUCCAACAAAUUGGUCAAAUGUUAAGAUGGUCAUGGGGUUAUAAUAAAUUAAUGAAAUGGUCUGGUGAAAAUACUGAACAUAUGCCACCUUCUCAAAUACUUGCAUUACAAGAAGCAGGUGGUUCAUUACCUUCUCCACCUUCUUCAUCUGAUUCUGUAACAAGACCUGCAUCUACACCAGAUUCAAUAUCAAUGUCUGUUGAGCCUACUGAUGAUAAUGAUGAGGAAUCGGAUGAAUUAUUAGCUACAGCUGGUGAGAAUAGUACUGUUAAAUAUAAAUCAUGGUUUCAAUGUGUUAGAAUAUUUAAUAAGAUUAGAUCAUAUUUGAAUCCACCAUUAUAUUCUAUGAUACUUUCGAUUUUAGUCGCUUGUAUUACACCUUUACAACAUGAAUUAUUUCAUAAAGAUGGUUUUUUUAAUAAUACACUUGCUGAAGCAAUUACUCAAUUAGGGUCUGUGUCGAUUCCAUUAAUCUUAAUUGUAUUGGGUUCUAAUUUAUAUCCAUCCGAUGAAGUUUUCCCAAAGACAAAAAAUCAUACUAAAUUGCUAAUUGGUUCCAUUGUUGGACGUAUGAUUUUACCAUCAUGUUUCCUUCUACCAAUCAUUACAAUCGCAGUAAAAUAUAUUAAUGUUAGUAUAUUAGAUGAUCCAAUUUUCUUAGUGGUAGGAUUCUUAUUGACUGUAUCACCUCCUGCUAUUCAAUUAACUCAAAUUACGCAGUUGAAUGAAUUCUUUGAAGCUGAAAUGGCAGAUAUUUUAUUUUGGGGUUAUGCUGUAUUAAGUUUACCGGUAAGUAUUAUUGUCGUUUCAGUAUCCAUAUAUGUCUUACAAUGGGCUAAUCCUUCUUAG